AUGAAAACACUCAUUAAACACGAGGCUGAUGUGGCGGCAGAGGACCAUGGUGACCACACAGCGUUACAUGAUGCGGCUGCGAAUGGGAAUCGUGCAGCGGUAAUAUUUCUGCUGCGGAACGAUGAAUCCCCUGACGAUGUAACAACACUUCUGGAUGAAAACGUCUCCGACAAUGAUGCCGACGACGACGACGACGCCGGCGACAGAGUAGGCGUAGGCAUGUCCUAUGAACAGAAUGACGAAAGCCAAAAGAGGAAAGAAGAGGACGAAGAGGACGAAGUCAAUGAAGAGGAUAAAGAAGCCAAGAAGGCUGGGCGCCAACGAUGGGCGCAACGAUAG
This is a messenger RNA of Cordyceps fumosorosea ARSEF 2679, 339 nucleotides long. RefSeq names its product Ankyrin repeat-containing domain protein. The coding region runs from base 1 to 339 and encodes 112 amino acids. NCBI's taxonomy places the organism in Eukaryota, Fungi, Ascomycota, Sordariomycetes, Hypocreales, Cordycipitaceae. The transcript has a single exon. Gene Ontology annotation, molecular function: protein binding. The record is from RefSeq and is a predicted model, not a curated record.